This is a messenger RNA of Homarus americanus (American lobster), 1460 nucleotides long. Its product is annotated as elongation of very long chain fatty acids protein AAEL008004-like. NCBI's taxonomy places the organism in Eukaryota, Metazoa, Arthropoda, Malacostraca, Decapoda, Nephropidae. Gene Ontology annotation, cellular component: endoplasmic reticulum membrane. The transcript has 5 exons. The record is from RefSeq and is a predicted model, not a curated record. The coding region runs from base 289 to 1101 and encodes 270 amino acids. Gene Ontology annotation, molecular function: fatty acid elongase activity. Gene Ontology annotation, biological process: sphingolipid biosynthetic process; fatty acid elongation, polyunsaturated fatty acid; fatty acid elongation, saturated fatty acid.
GUACCGGCAAUUAUUUGUAGGCUUUGCUGAUUUUUUACGCUAUUGUAAAAAAAAAAUUAUAAUUGCCAAUUAGUUUCAGUAAAAUUUUACCUAGCAUCAUGGCUUCAGGUUUAUACACUAUAUUGAUUUUUUUUUCAAAUUCAGUCGUUAAUUAUUCAUAAAAACUUUUCAAUACUAUGCACAUCAAUAAAUGAAAUAUGCCAACAUGAAAUAUUUAAAAUUGCAAGAAUAUGGAUUGAUUUUUAAUGUGGAUGGGUUUACUGAUAUUGCCUAUCUCCUUCACUGUAGAUGACCUAUGCAUCAUGGUGGUACUACUUCUCCAAGUUCACAGAGUUCUUUGACACUUUUUUCUUUGUCCUGCAUAAGAAAUUUGAGCAUGUAUCAACACUUCAUGUUAUUCAUCAUGGCUGUAUGCCCAUGAGUGUGUGGUUUGGUGUAAAAUUUACCCCAGGUGGUCAUAGUACUUUCUUUGGAUUUAUCAAUAGUUUCGUGCAUAUAGUCAUGUACGUAUACUAUAUGCUGGCUGCCCUGGGUCCACGUUACCGCCGCUACAUUUGGUGGAAGAAAUACCUUACUAACUUCCAGAUGAUCCAGUUCAUCAUGAUCUUCGGUCAUGCUUUCCAGCUUUGCUUCACUGAGUGCAACUACCCUCGAGCAUUUAUGUGGUGGAUUGGUGGUCAUGCUGUCAUGUUCUUCUUCCUGUUCUCUGACUUCUAUAUUAAAGCCUACCUAAAGGGAGCUGCCAAAGUCAAGGCAUUUGCAAAUGGAACUUCAAUAUAUGUAAGGUCAAAUGGUCAUGCCAAUGGAAGCCUCGCGAAUGGUAUCACUAAACUUGUCAAUGGGGUCUCAAAUGGCUAUGCAAAUGGAAAGGCAAAUGGUCAUGCAAAUGGAAAGACAAAUGGUUUUGCUAAUGGUCAUGCAAAUGGUGUAGCCAAUGGCUAUGCUAAUGGUCAUGCUAAUCAUGCCAAUGGAAGUAUCCACAACAGUGAAGUUCAUUCAGAAGAAACUAAUGGUCACAUCCCCAAAACUCCUGAUUCUCCCUCAAUGAGUACCAGAGUUCGAAAACUAAUGUGUAUGAAUGUAGACUCUGUGGUGGACUGAGCCAACUUGCCUCUACUACCUCACGCCUCAAGCCAGUCCUCACCAGCAUCCCCGCCUCUCACCCGUGUAACAGAGAGCUCUCACUCCCCAGCGUGCGUCAGUUAAAGAGCACUGUUGAUGUGACAGAUUAGUGCCUGUCACUGAGGUGUCUCCCAUAGCAGUGUGCAUGUCAAAUAGUACAGCAUAAUCAAUAAUCCAGAUACUCUGUAAUGUGCAUCUCAUGCCAUGAGCUGUUGGAUCUAAGUUUUCAGGUCAUAUUUUAGUUUUUUAGGAUGCUCAUAGCAAUAACAUCCUUACUUGACAGUACCCAAGUCUUGCAAGUUCAUUCUUUAGAUCAAACUGUAAUAUGUUUUUUUUUU